AUGAUUAGGUACAUCACUAAAGCCAAUGCCGUUAAAGGCCUCACCGGUGGCUUAAACUUCAACACCUCCCUCGCAGAGCUUAUGUGGGAGCAGGCUAUCAUCGCAAAUCCCGAACCAAACGCGACAUUCUUCACGCUUGAUCAGCUGAACGUGCACAACGUCCUCGAACACGAUGCAUCCCUCUCGCGCACAGACGCCGCCUUCGGUUCAAACCACAUCUUCAACGAGACCAUUUUCAAUACGUCCCGCGCAUUCUGGACUGAAGACACAGUCACAGCGAACAUGCUCGCCAACUCGAAGCUCUACCGUCAAAUCGAGAGCAGGGCAUUCAACCCAGACUAUAAAUUCACGGCUACGACUGAGCAGUUCAGUCUAGGUGAGGUAGCAGCGCCUAUCAUAGUUUUCGGCGACACCGAGAAGUUCACCGUGCCGAAGAAUUUCAUUGAGUACUUUUUCCUCAACGAGAGGUUGCCUACAGAAGUUGGCUGGACGAAGAAGGAACAUGUCACGAGCUUGGAGGAUAUAACGAAGGUGUCGCAAGCAAUUGGUAAGGCGACGAGCUUGCUUACUGGCGGAGGCGAGACAUCUGUCAAGGCGAGACGCGGGGAUUUUCAUGCUGGAAUGUUCUAA
Didymosphaeria variabile is the source of this 630-nucleotide messenger RNA. RefSeq lists its product as uncharacterized. NCBI's taxonomy places the organism in Eukaryota, Fungi, Ascomycota, Dothideomycetes, Pleosporales, Didymosphaeriaceae. The record is from RefSeq and is a predicted model, not a curated record. The transcript has 3 exons. The coding region runs from base 1 to 630 and encodes 209 amino acids. Gene Ontology annotation, molecular function: peroxidase activity.